This is a messenger RNA of Brassica napus (rape), 1298 nucleotides long. RefSeq lists its product as uncharacterized. Lineage: Eukaryota; Viridiplantae; Streptophyta; Magnoliopsida; Brassicales; Brassicaceae. Bases 580 to 1110 code for a protein of 176 amino acids. The transcript has a single exon. The record is from RefSeq and is a predicted model, not a curated record.
UUGGACGUUUUUAUUUUUCCCCUACCCCGGAUCAGAUAUAUCACAAGUUACGUAUAUAAAAUGGCAGAGAAAUAACAAUUACGCGUUCUUGGCAGCGUGACUAAUAACUAAUAAGGUAUCCUUUUUCGUUAAAGAAAAGAAUACUAACGUAGACUUUGUCCUAAAUUAUGCAGACUACAGAGGAAAGACUUGCAAUGGAUCUUCAACAUGGUGCAAGUAAAUCUGGUCAGUCGUGGAUCUUCAUAGGGCGGCUCAGGUGAUGCAGUUAGGCGUAGGUCUUCAUAAGGCAGGUAGUAUUGUCGGUUGUCGAAUCGUCUAUGUAAUCUUUCCUAUAUCAUAAUUGUAAGAUCAUAAUAAAUCAGCGUUAAAAAAAAGACUUUGUCCUAAAUUUCACAACAUAACUCCGUACCACCAAGUCAACAAAACCAUGGUCCAUUUAUUUCUUCAACACGCUAUUUUUCCUUCCUCAAAAUUGACCUUAAACAAUCUACUUACCUAUACAUAAAACCAUUUCAUGCUCCAAAACCAAACCCGUCAUCACUACUUCAAAACCAAAACAGAAACACAAAAACAGAGAAUAUGAGAAAGAGAGGAGAAAACAAGAACAGAUUCUUUAGAAUCAUUACCAUGCCUCUAAGAGUUUUAGGCAAGGCUCGUGACCUCUACAUGCGAAGCAUCACAGGCUGCGCAGCUCGCACUCACUACUCCUCAGCCGAUGCCGUCUCCGUUCCCUUUCCGAGAAGCCGGAGCACUUCGUCAGCCUUCUCCUCCACCACCUCUUCGCGGAGGAUGUCUUCCGAUUUCACCUUCGACGAUGACUACAGCGAGCUGGUCAGAGCUGCUUCCGUUAGGAGUUUAUGUCAUAAGAACGAGAUUGACAUGAUCAGACACCAGCAACUUCAGCAGCGGCAAGAAAAUCGCGUUGCGGUGGGAGCGGUUGUGGCUGCAAAAGGCGGUUUGCCAAAGAGCUCGAGUGUAGGGAUGCCAAUGGCGAGGAUUGAUGAAGAAAAUGAAGAAGAAGGAUCAUUGAAGAAUCAAAAGAAAGGAUCUGAUUUCUUAUACCCUCGUAGCAGAUCACACGCGGUUACUAUUAGAGGAUCCAAGUUUUAAUUAACUAAUUGCAUAACUGUCAUUUUAAUUUUUAAAGAAGUAUGAUUUCUCGAAAUUUUACGUUGGGGGGGGAUUAAGGAGAAGAAAAGAAAAUGAUUGUGAGGUAUACUAGUUACUAGUGUUAUAGAUUUGUACUAAAAGAAGCUAUUGUUAAAUAUUUUUAUACAAUAAAUCGUAUUUUUGGUAAA